UCUAUCCUGGCGACUCGCAGGCUUUUGCAGGCCGAGCGUCCUUUGCCCAUGCGGUUCUUGAUGCCGCCAUUGCGUACAAACACUUCCUUGGCGACGGAUAUGGCUCCCCGUCUAGACGUCGUGCGCCCCGCGCGCGAGUAUAAUAAGCACAACCACCGAGACGAGUUUCCCCGUGGACUAACGCGUCCUCAUCUCCAGGAUGAUGUUCUCCACUCGCCUGGUCGCCUUCCUCGUCCUCGCUGUCUGCGCCGUUGCCUUCCCCUCCCCUGCAGGUCAUGUCGUCCACGAGGCACGCGACCGCGUCCCGCGGGGAUGGGCCCCAGUGCGACGGGCGGAGCCAGACAUGGUCCUGCCCUUCCGCGUUGGUCUUGUGCAGCCCAAUCUGGAGAACAUCGAGGAGUACAUCAUGGACGUGUCCCACCCGGAGUCGCCGAAUUACGGUAAGCACUGGACCCCAGCGAAGGUUGCGGCGACGUUCCGCCCGACGAAGGAGUCCGUGGACACCGUGCGUGGCUGGCUCAUUGAGAGCGGGAUCGCGGCCGAGCGCGUCAAGUCAGGCACGGGUGGGAGCUGGAUGAAAGUGAAUGUGACGGUCGAUGAGGCGGAACGUCUGCUGGGCACGGAGUACUACGUCUACCAGUUCGGUGAGGACGAGAGCCACACGCACGUCGCGUGCCACGAGAAGUACCACCUUCCGGAACACGUCUCGAAGCACGUCGAGAUCGUGUCGCCGACUCUCCAUUUCGACGCGAAGCCUCGUGGUCCGGCUGGACAGUGGCAGAAGGUUGGUAGCAGGGACGACGCGACCUCGAACUCGACCUAUGCGGCACAUGCGAUUGGCCAGCCCGGCUUCGGCACGAGCUUCCCGAAGACCAAGGGUACCAUCGAGGGCAUCAUCAACGAGUUGGAGAACUGCGAUGAACAGAUCGUCCCUGACUGUCUUCGGGCCCUAUACUCCUUUGAGUACUAUCCUCUCGUCCCGGACAAGAACUCGCUGGCUAUUGUCGAGUACACUCCUCAGGCAUAUGUCGCAAGCGAUCUGGACAUGUUCUUCGGCAACUUCUCUCCAAGCCAGGUUGGCCAGCGUCCCGUUCUCUACAGUAUCGACGGUGGCUACAUUCAGACCGACUACGGAGGUUUCGACUACAACGGCGAGUCAAACCUUGACCUGCAGUACGCCAUGUCCCUCGUCGGGUCGCGCCAGCCCGUGCAGCUCUACCAGGCGGGCGACCUCUAUGAGGGCGCGUCUUUCGGUAAUCUGCUCGACGCGCUUGACGCAUCGUACUGCACGUUCGAGGGUGGUGACAGCUCUGAAUUCGACGCGACGUAUCCGGAUCCGUACGGAGGCUACGAGGGUGCCGAAGACUGUGGAACCGUCACGCCGGCGUACAUCAUGUCGACGUCGUAUGGGUACACGGAGGCGGAUCUGACGCCUGCGUAUGAGCAAAGGCAAUGCGCCGAGUAUGCGAAGCUUGGGCUGCUGGGCAUCACGGUGCUCUACUCGUCUGGAGAUUAUGGUGUCGCGGGGAAUGGUGGUGUCUGUCUGGACGCUGACGGCCAGGAGGACUACUAUGGUGACGUGUUUGCGCCGGGCUUCCCCGUUGACUGCCCGUAUGUCACCGCGGUCGGUGCGACGCAGGUCAACCCCAACGCCACGGUCCUUGAGCCCGAGAGCGCCUGCGGGCAGGUCAUCUACUCUGGUGGAGGCUUCUCAAAUGUCUUCCCCAUGCCCUCGUACCAGGCAUCUGCUGUCGAGCACUACCUGACGAACUACCCUCCUGGCUACCCUGCCGGCACUUACAACACCUCUGGGUCGCGUGCCUACCCUGAUAUUUCCGCAAAUGGUGCAAAUUACGUAGUCGCUGUGCAGGGCGAGUACUACCUUGUCUACGGCACAUCAUGUUCUUCUCCUGUCUCUGCGGCGAUCUUCUCCGCGAUCAACGACGCCCGCCUUGCUAUCGGGAAGUCGCCGAUUGGGUUCAUCAACCCUACGAUCUACACGCCUUUGUUCAGCGCGGCGUUCAACGACAUCACGACAGGCUCCAACCCUGGCUGCGGCACGGAGGGCUUCUAUGCACAGCCUGGAUGGGACCCCGCCACGGGUGUGGGAACCCCGAACUUUGUGAAGCUGCUGGCUCUCUGGCUCACUCUUCCUUGAAACUGGACACGAUUAUGAAUGGACUCACGCAACGGACUUGAUGACUGGAAACCUUGUGGACGAUCGGUAUCAUGUGGGCUUGUCGCUUGGUCUUGAAUGUACGGAACAUGGACUUGUGCGAUGGUUCUUUGGUG
Messenger RNA from Rhodofomes roseus, 2292 nucleotides. RefSeq names its product peptidase S8/S53 domain-containing protein. The record is from RefSeq and is a predicted model, not a curated record. Bases 200 to 2158 code for a protein of 652 amino acids. Gene Ontology annotation, biological process: proteolysis. Gene Ontology annotation, molecular function: serine-type endopeptidase activity; tripeptidyl-peptidase activity. Lineage: Eukaryota; Fungi; Basidiomycota; Agaricomycetes; Polyporales; Fomitopsidaceae. The transcript has 6 exons.